Messenger RNA from Chanos chanos (milkfish), 5042 nucleotides. RefSeq names its product chromosome 2 C15orf39 homolog (gene prmt2ip). The record is from RefSeq and is a predicted model, not a curated record. NCBI's taxonomy places the organism in Eukaryota, Metazoa, Chordata, Actinopteri, Gonorynchiformes, Chanidae. The transcript is spliced from 3 exons. The coding region runs from base 195 to 4223 and encodes 1342 amino acids.
GAAUUCAGCUUAGCUGACUGCAUGUACACCAAGACACUGGUGCGAGGUUCAGGCUAAUUUUCGGUGUUCCUCCGGAAGAAUGAAUCGGGAGUGUCUUGGAUUAGUUUUGACAAACUUCAGUUACACUUUGUAUCUGGGCUGAUUUGUUGUGAAUGGACUGACCCAAAGUCAGUAGCAAGCAGGCACAAAGCUUUAUGGAUGUUUUGUCUCAAAGCAAGAUGCCCAGACCAGAGGGCAGUAUUGGUACUGUGAUCUCAAGGGAACUCUUGAAAUCCACCAGCCUGUCAGGAUAUUCCCAUGAAAAAUCUGUGCCGUACAGUGAAGACUUCAUCUCUUUUUCCAUGAGCAGACAAGAGGGGAUGGACCUUUCUGGUCCCUGGAGUCAGUCAGGGAGCUGUCUGAGAAAUGGUAGGAGCCCUGUAAUUCCCUCGUUGGUCACAGAGGGGUCAAUUACGAAUCCAAUCAUUUACAGGCCUGAAAAUGUGGUUUUCCCUGUGGAUGAUGGCUCUCCCUUAACAGCACAUGAGCAAACAGCAAAGCAGAGGUUUGCCUAUUAUGACAGCAGUCCUGGCAAGCACAGUGCCAUUGCGUCUGGAAUUGUCAUGCCUGUCGCUAUUAGGAAGCAUCCUGUCGGUCCUGUUAGCAUAUCUCCCCCAAUGCCAAACCCUGUUGGUUUGGCAGUUCCAAAACCAGUGUAUGGCCAUAGCCCCUGCUGCUCUGAACUUGGUUGCAUGACAGGACCAAGAUAUGUAGUUGAUCGAGGAUCACAGAAGAUACCGUCUCAUGUCUAUGAGGAUGAAUGGAUGGCACAAUACGGACAUUUAUCGUAUCUGCACAAAAAGGAACAGGAGGCGUCGAUGCAGAAGAAAGCCUUACAAGUGGAGCACAGUGGUGAAAGAGUACCUUUGAAAGACGUCACCACAGAGGGAUACCAUGGCAUGGGCACAAAUGGACACAAGAGGGUAUCCUCUUUUAUUGAACCAAACCAUCGCAGCCACCCCUGUAGCUCCCCUCGCUCAUUCAUGGCCCCCUCUUCGGAGCACUGUCAACGAUUUCAAAACCCUUCCAAAAUAUAUAAACCUCUACCCACAUCUCAUCCUCCAGUUUAUGAGCCAGUAACCAUAGCACACCAUGGGAUCACUCAAAAGGUUUAUCAUGACCAUCCCCAUGUACCCAAAUAUUCCCAAAUACCACAGCAUUCAAUGUUUUAUUACCCUCACAAUAAUAUGGAUGUGUGUAGAGAUGAACACCCCCCUCAUAUCCCUCAUAGUCCUCAGAGUCCGCCAGAGCAGUGCCAUAUUCCCCAGCCAGUUUUUAGUGACUUGCCAAAUCCUUACCCUGUGACUCCAAGGAGCCAUGCAUUCGUGAGCAACUUCCCUGGGUAUCACGCUCACAGAAUGCACUUGAAUGCUAGCCGAAUGAAAUCCCCUUCUGAUAGACCUUGCCCUCCUCUACCAACUCAGCAUUCAGAUCGACCUUUGGACUUCUCUAUGCCAAGAGCACAUAUGGUAGGAGCUCCAAAGGGGGCUUCUGGGCAGCCGGGGGCUUUCCAGCCUAGGCAGUCUAAAGCCAACUUUGGUAGCCACAGUCAUCCAGCUGUUCAAAGGUACAGCUCUAAUUGUUCAGACUGGAGAGGGUCUGACUCUCCUGUUCGGAAUAAUCAAGAAGGUUUUGGGGGUGCCAAACACACAGAUGAAAUAUCAAAUAAGCAGACUAGCAAGAACACCCCACUAGCUAAUGCUGAGUCAUCAUCUAAAAGAAAAAGUGAGGGAAAUAGUCACGUGUAUGAGCUUAAGACAGUCAGCAAAAUACAAAAGAGGGAAAACGGUGAAGGGACAGAUGUGUGUCAGAUAGCCCCUUCUCCACCAAUGCCAGUAAUUAACAACGUAUUUAGCUUAGCUCCUUACAAAGCAUACCUAGAAGCUGCUGGAAUGUUGCCAACUGCAACAGGAGCCAAAGGUGGUGAGCAGCAAAACCACUCCAACAAGCUUAAACAAGAAUCAGUCAUUCAUAACAGAGGUCACAAACAAAAUUUAGAUGAACAUGAAAAGGGCUUGAAACAACAGAGUAAAGCUGCAGGCGAAGUGCUAGAAACUGUCAUGAUAAAAAAAGAAAAGAUAGACCAACAGGAAAUCUUGUGUCAUGAAAGAGAGGAUAAGAACCACAAUGAGCUAGGUAACUGCAUUAAAAAUGGAAGAAUUAAAGAGGAACCAGAGGAGUCUGAAGAACAUAUUGUGGCUGAUACUAUGUUCCCCCAAAUUGUGAUAAAGGGUGAUUAUGAAGCUGAGAAGAAAUCACUAUCACCAGAAAAAUCAGAACGGUUGACUGAUUGUAAGAUUGAGCCAACAAUUAUGCCUUCAAGGGAAUAUUCUUCAUCACCCAGAGCUGUCAAUAAACUCUCUCCCCUCACAGCCACACAUGCUCCUGAAACCUCAAGCCCACCUCAGCUACCAGAGACCAAAUUUUUCCAUCAAAAAAUCCCUCCUCAUUGCCUUAAACUGUCUGCCUGUAACAUUGUCAUGCCUGAUAAUCUCAGAGCUUCUGCACCUAGAGUUAAACAGGUCCCUCAGUCCCCUGGUGAAAUAAAACCAAGCACUGGCAAGAGCAGUAGGCAGGCCCGACAUCAAUUUAUGGAGCUUCACCAGUCGCUGUGUAGACUAAUUUCCAGGUGCAUUUCCCAGACACCUCAGCAAGAGCUCAGAACAUGGAUGUCCUGUAUGGACCUAGGUGAGCCAGUUUCCCCCUCUGCUAAAGCCCCAAAAAUCUCAUGUCUCCUGGGGUCCAAAGCCAGAGAAAUGUGGCUAAAAGACGAAGAGACUGUAAUGGCACUCCAAAAGGUGUUGAUCCAGCUCGAAACUUAUGUCGGAAGCUGCGAGUGCCCCUUUCCGCAUGUCAUCCGGGCUGGAGCGGUGUUCAUCCCAAUGCUGGUGGUGAAGGAGGUCCUGUUUCCACAGGUCCAGGGCUCAUUCAUUGAUCAGGUUCUACAAGAACAUCGUGUAGAACUGCGGCCAACCACUCUCUCAGAGGAAAGGCAUCUGAUGCAGCUCCAAAGACGAGCUUGCUCUUCUAAGCUCAGGAAGCUUCUGUCCCUCAAACACUUGCCAGAUAUCUAUCCUGAUGUCCUCAACCUUCACUACCAUGACUGUGUCUCCAAAUUACUGGGUUUAGAGCUGGACCUGACAGUAAAGAGAGAACAUUUGGACGACACACACAAUGCUGUCAACAUGCCAGGCACAUCCUCUAGCUCCUCCAUACCAGAUGCGAGAUCAUGGCGAAAAGACCUGAAGACCAGCUCUUGCCUGAGGAGGCACAAAAGGAAAAGUCAUAAAAAGGAGCGUAUGAAGAGGAUGUUUCUAGAAAAGGACGAUUUGCCAGCAGAGGAGGAGCUGACUGAAGAAUCAGAGAACUGGAGCAUAGUCAACUCCCAUGGUGAAGAGGAAUGGGAAGAUGCGAAUGGCAAAAACAGCAAGGUCAAGACACGGGAGGAAAGUUGGGAGAUCCAGGAGGAGCCAGAGGACUCUUGGGGGUGUCCCCUGACCUCUGAUGACCUUUCCUCAGGAAACAGUGACACAGAGACGGAGAGCAGCUCAUCUACGUCCUAUCAGAGCCGCCUCUGGGGUUCUUCAAACGAAACCCAGAGCCAGCUCACGGGUCACUCAGGCAUGAUUCUCAAGCUGAGGAAGGUCUUUCACAGUAAGGGCCAAAAAGGGAGGGGGACACACCACUACCAAGCUGUUACAGACGUCUCUGAUGAUCAGAGAGGAAGCACCAGAGACAAGAACACAGACCAGAGACAAGACGGUAAAAAGAGGCAUAACGUUUCCAGGCAUGGGGGGAGACUCAGAGCGCGGGUCUUCUCUCCAGCUCUGCACUCGUCUAACCUGCGUAGAUCCUUUGCACAGAUAAAGUACUGCUCCUACCUCUCCACCUGCCACAGUACUGACCACAGGAGGAGGUGGGUGCUGCGUUCAGCAGUGCAGACAGCGAGACGCACCAUGAAGAACCGUUACCCUGACUUGGUGGGUAAGAGGAUCCGCCACCUAUAUGAGGAGAAAGACAAAACCGAGGUGUGGUAUAAGGGGGUGGUGCUGCGGAUACACGAGCCCCAUCCAAACCCACUCAAGACCGUGUUUGAGGUUAAGUAUGACAGUGAGCCCGAAUGGCAGUACUACCUGGAGCUGCUGGUAGACUAUAAAAAGGGAUGGCUUAAAGUCGAGGACUGAGUGCUUUUGGGGGGAUGUGUGUGAGUAUUUUUAGUGGUCAUUGGUCUUUUGAUGUUUAGUGUUGCUUUCUAAUGGUUCAAACUUAACACCACAUCCAUUGUUGUGAACCUGAAUAUUUUAGUAUCAACCAAGAGUGCUGAUAUUAGCUGAUUUAGUUAAAUGAAAAAUUAAAAUGCCGUUUAUUCACAUCCAGUUCCAGUAAUCUGGGUGGUCAAAGGCCAUACUUUCAAAGCAUUUUUUUUCAUUGUUUACAAAGAGUGUUUUCAGAACCAUUGCUGUCCUAUGAUUUAUGCUUGAGCCUGUUUUUUUUUCUUUUCACUUCAUCUUAUCGUUUGCUGUGGUUUAUGCUGUUUUUAGGGGGUUGCUGUUGUUUCCCAGCAGUCAUGAAACAAACACUUUUGUUGUAAGAGUUUCUGCUCAUUAAUAUGUCACAACCUGAAGCAGUCAUGUAUAUCCCUCAUGUGGGAAGGAAAAAAAAACAUUCUAAUGCACUGCAUGCCAAGAGAAUGUAUGACAUCAGCCUGUAAGAAGUGAAUUCUCCAGAUAAAACUUUUCCAAAACAACAUGACAAAUUCUUGCCAAUGGUUGUGAAUGACUUACCUCAGCUUAACUGUUGAAGAACUUUAAGGUAAAUGUCAUGGUCUUGUGAAACGUGUUUACAGUGCACCCGGUGCAUAUCUUCAUGGAAUCUGAUUUGGACUCAAGGACAUUUGAUCUUUGAACUUGUUUUGCUUCAGUUCUCUAUCAAACCAUGACAACCUUCAGCGGCAAUUGUGUGAUGUGUAUUUGUUCUGAUGUGUCUUCUAAAUAAAUAUUUGU